AUGGCGAAUCCAUUUACUAAGGUAUUAAGAAGUAAGAAAACUUUUAAAUUUGGGAUAAGUAGAGCUCAUCGGAGGUUACUCGUCGGCGAGACGUACAUGCCCAUUUGUGGGAUAGAUUCGUAUGAAGACGAUAUAUUUGGUUGUAUCACGGAUAUCGCAGAGAAAAACUCAAACACGAAAAGUGGGAUACUACAGAAGAAGCUCUUCGGCGAGUUUGAAGAGGACAACGAUACUUCAACCAGAGUUACUUACUUCUGCAACGGUAUAGCGAUGUGUCGCUACCUACAGGGUACCGCUAAUCCUAUCGGUUUGCCGGAUAAGCUUUGA
Molecule: messenger RNA, 327 nt
Organism: Leptosia nina
Lineage: Eukaryota; Metazoa; Arthropoda; Insecta; Lepidoptera; Pieridae
Source: the annotation of a GenBank genome assembly